This is a messenger RNA of Zootoca vivipara (common lizard), 4126 nucleotides long. The record is from RefSeq and is a predicted model, not a curated record. Lineage: Eukaryota; Metazoa; Chordata; Lepidosauria; Squamata; Lacertidae.
CAACUCCUGAGUUUAAAGGCUGUAAACUUGCUUUAGCCAUUGCUGCCUGCUGGGAAACUGUUGUGGAGUCUAGCAGACCAGGGCCACAAUGGGGGCAUUUUCAAGCAAACAACAGACAGAAUCUGCUCCUUGCAGCCUUCUCACCGUAAAGGUCAUAAAAAUGAAAAAUCUCCGGAAGGCAGACCUGCUAACCCAGUCUGAUUGCUACGUGACUUUGUGGCUGCCAACUGCUUCAGUGAAAAAGACUAGGACCCAGACCGUGAAGGACAACAAAGACCCGGUGUGGAAUGAAACAUUUCACUUUAGGAUUCAGAAUGAAGUAAAGAACAUUCUGGAGCUUGAAGUUACUGAUGAAGAUAAGCAUACUGCAGAUGACCAUCUCCUCACUGUUUUCUUUGAUGUUUCUAAAAUCCAACUUGGUGAAACAACCCGCCUGAGCUUUCAGCUGAAUCCAAAAGGUAAGGAGGAACUAGAAGUUGAAUUCACAAUGGAGAGCAGCCCAGAUGUCCCAGAGAAGAUUUUUACUAAUGGAGUUUUGGUGGCGCGUGAAGUUGCCUGCUUGGAAGUUCAAGUAGAUGAGGGAAGAAUGAAAACAGAAAGAAAAUUCACUCUUUCCGUGGGGGGAUCCCAUGAAGAAGCUCAAAACCUCACGUUGCGCACUUGGCUUUGCCGUGCUGCUCCUGCUAAAUUUCACUACGUCAAAUAUAACCAAUCAGAAUUGGAUAUUGAACUGCCAAGGCGACAGCUUAUUAGGGUAUGUUGGUUUUUUUUUUGUCUCCAUAAUAAGGCUGAGGGACUCUAUAAUGAGGCUGAGCCACAGACAUUCGUCAGAUUUUAUAUGCAGGCGUCCCCAGAGACGAAUGAGUCGGUGACUGUUCCCCUGAACACUCUUCCUAUACAAGAGCAAGUGACAAUACCACCGAACAAAACAUUUGAUUUGAGUGUGAAGUCAAAAGAUUGGACUCAGGGCCUGCUUUGUAAAAGGCCAAAAGAUCUUGAUGUGCGUCUAGGAUAUGAUCUGUGCUCAGAUGAAAAGAAUUUCCUACAGAAACGGAAGAAAGUGGUUGCUGCUACUCUGAAAGGUCUUCUUCAUUUAGACCAAGGCCUGAAAGACCAUGAAGUGCCUGUGAUUGCCGUGACAACUACAGGAGGUGGAAUGAGAGCAUUAACCGCUAUGUAUGGCACCCUUUGGGGUCUCCAGAGGCUGAAACUUUUGGACUGUGUUUCGUAUAUAACAGGCUCAUCAGGUACAACAUGGACAAUGUCAGAUUUGUAUGAAGAUGCUGAUUGGUCAAAGAAAGAUCUUGGGGAGAUCAUCAAGAAAGCUCGAAUUCAAGCAGCCAAAUCUAAAAUGAGUGCCUUUUCCUUGGAAAGCCUAAAAGCUUACCAUAAGGAGCUAUGCCAGAGGACCAUAGCAGGAUAUAAGACAUCCUUCAUAGACCUUUGGGGACUCAUGAUCGAAGCCAUGCUGAAUGAUGGGAACAACCACCAUAAACUCUCAGAUCAACGGCGAGCAGUGAGCAAAGGCCAAAACCCUCUUCCAAUCUACUUGGCUGUGAACGUUAAGGACAACGUUACCACAAGAGAUUUUAGAGAGUGGGUAGAGUUCACACCAUAUGAGGUGGGCUUCCUAAAAUAUGGAGCGUUUGUUCGUGCUGAAGAUUUCGGAAGUGAGUUUUUCAUGGGGCACCUGAUGAAGAAGCUCCCAGAAUCAAGGAUCUGCUUUAUGCAAGGGAUGUGGAGUAGCAUAUUUUCCAAGAAUCUGUUGGAUGCCUGGCAUGCAGCUGACAAUUCAGAGGACUUCUGGAACAGGUGGACCCAAGAUAAUAUCACUGAAAUUGAUGAAGUACCUGACUUACCGGAGAGACCUCACGAGAUGCCGACUCGCAUGUUCACUCCAGCAGGCAGCCUUUCCAAUGCUCUACGGGAUAUUUUGACAGACCGUCCAGCGGUGUCAAAGUACCAUAAUUUUUUAAAAGGGUUCCAACUGCACAAUGAAUAUGCGCAGGAUCUACAGUUUUCUAAGUGGAAAGAUACUGUGCUUGAUGAAUCCCCUAAUCAGUUGAGAGAUUCAGCAGAUCACCUGGAGCUGGUGGAUACAGCAUUUUUCUUUGAUACCAGUUGCCCUCCACUUCUGAGACCAGAGAGGAAAGUUGAUGUCAUUCUGCACUUCAAUUACACUGGAGGAUCACAAGCUAAGCCUUUAGAGCGGGCGUCUACAUACUUCACAGAGCAAGGAAUACCAUUUCCCAACACUUUGCUGAAUGAUGAAGAAAAGAAAAAUCUAAAGGAGUGCUACGUGUUUGAAGAUGCACACAACCCAGAUGCUCCCACCGUGAUUUAUUUCCCACUAGUGAAUGACACCUUCCAAAGAUAUCUUGCACCCGGUGUGGAACGUAGCACUGCUGAAAUGUCACUGGGCAAUGUUGAUAUCUCUAGUGCCUUUUCUCCAUAUUCCACAAGACAGGUUUCACUGCAAGACGAGGAUUUCAACAAGCUGCUGAAUCUAACUAACUACAAUGUCCAGAAUAAUGCAAGCACAAUCCUUCAUGUUUUGCACAAAGUAGUAGACCAGAAGAAACAGGCCUGGUCAUCUCAGGUUGCCUCAUGAACACACCUUUCUUGUAGGGAUGGGGGGGGGGGGAGAGAAAUGAAAUUCAGUUCCCAUUGAAAGGUGCCAGUUUGCACUUUGCAAAACUAUAUGCAAACCAAAACACAGCAAGCCUUCAGAAUUUGCACUUCUCUGGAUUUUGCAAUGUAGUUCUCCAGUCAAGUAAUCUAUACAAAAAUCCAUAUGCUAGGAUAAAUUAUGCAUUAAGUGCACUUAAUAGUGGAGCAAUAUAUACAAAAGUGCAUUACAUAAGGGGAAAUUGCUUUGUAAAAAGUGUACAUUAGGCAAAAAUGUACCAAAUUGUGUCUUAGAAGAAAUCUGCACUAAAAUGCUGUUGAAUUUUCAUGAGUGCUUUAAAAAAAAAAUGCAAACUGAUGUUGGAAGGUGGAUAAAUGAACUUAAGACUGAAAGAAUGAGAAACUGAAAUUGAGAGAUUUGCCCAUCCCAACUUCCUUGCCAGCUUAAGAAGAAAACUUGUAAGUGGGGAAGAGAUCUAAUAGCUGAUCAAAAUACUGUAGUAGUUGGUUUUAAAGGAACUCAAAUAAUUCAAAACUGACUUCUAUUUUUUUUCUUAGUUUUUUCAGCAUGGGAGACCUCACCUAGCCCAAGACAAGGACAGAUAGCUCUUUCUCGAUUGCAAUGGUUCUAGUAUGUAAUUGGCAGGGUGGGAUGGGGAGUUCCAUCUGUGCUAGAGCCCACAAAAGUUUGGAUCAUAGCAUACAGACCAUUGCAAUUCCUUCCAUAUUUUCAGAUCGCUUAUCAUUCAAAUGUUUCCCUGUAUCCAUACAUAUAGAUUCUUUACUAUUCUUUUUAAACCAGCCAAGGUAGUUUUCUCACAGUAUUUUCUCUAACUCAUUUGAAGGGGGUGAUUAAUCUUCCAUCUAGAUAUUGUUAAGACUAAAGUGUUGUUCUUAAUAACUGUGAAAUACAGUCCAUAACAAAACUUAUAUAAAUGCCAGAUUGAAAUCAUGGUUGAACAAUUGAGUUACACCUUGGAGGGUUGUUUAUCUCGCAGGCUGCAACCUAUAUGCCAGGCAUCCCCAAACUGCAGCCCUCCAGAUGUUUUGGCCUACAACUCCCAUGAUCCCUAGCUAACAGGACCAGUGGUCAGGGAUGGUGGGAAUUGUAGUCCAAAACAUCUGGAGGGCCGAAGUUUGGGGAUGCCUGCUAUAUGCUCUUAUCUGGGAGUAAGUCCCAUUGAAUUCAGUGGAGCUUCUUGCUGACUCUGAGGAAACAUGCAGGAUUACACUGUCAAAUCUGUCCUCUUACCUAAUACUAAUUCAUUAUUGUAGGCACAAAGUUACAGCUACUGUAUUUAAUCUUUUUGUGUGUGUGUUAAUAGGUUACAUUUAUCUCUUACUCACAUGUCUUGUUUUAAGAACUGGUUUCCUGUAUGAUGGUAGAUGUAUAUAGUCAGCUGAAAAGUUUAUGGUUAGGUAACUGCUUUCACGUGAAGAAAUGCUAAAAUCAAAAGCAUGAACAAACAACAAUAAAAUUUUGCCACCUCGUCACUUC